Messenger RNA from Diatraea saccharalis (sugarcane borer), 3253 nucleotides. NCBI's taxonomy places the organism in Eukaryota, Metazoa, Arthropoda, Insecta, Lepidoptera, Crambidae. The record is from the annotation of a GenBank genome assembly.
UUUGUCGGGUUGUUUCGUUUGUGUUUUCUUACUUUAAUUUUUUUCUCGACGAUAUAAUUAUAUAAUAUAAUUAAAUGGCGCGUACAAAAGCUUCUGUUGGUGCUAAAAUAUCUUCUGGAAAAAGCAGCAAAGCUCGAUGUAGCGUUGCUCCAUCAGCUAGCAGUAAUGUUGGUUCAGGUAGUGCGGAGAGAGGAGCUCGCGGCAGCUCCGGUGGUGGUAAUCCGGUCUGUCCUCGCGAGACUCCGAAGUGGCAGAAACCGAUCACAAACUUUUUCGUAUGCAACAACAAGUCAACUGAAUCAGAUGAGGAUAAAGAAGGAGAAGAAUGUAGAGAGGAAGCCGGUACAUCGAAGCCUAAAAGGAAAAAGAAUGUGAUACAAUCGGACGAUGAAAACGAAACCAAUUCAGUGCACAACUCAUCGAAUGGUAGUUUAGAAUUGGAACCAUUGAAUGGUGAAGACAGUCAUAAAAUGGAGGAAUAUUAUUCGAAGAAUUCCAAAGGUAAGGGCGUUGGGAAGAAGACUAAAGGCAAAGAGAAUGUGGACUGCAACGUGGAAAGGAGGAACUCGAAGAGAGAUCUGGAAGAAAUCACUUUUGGUGAAGAAUCACCCCAUGUCAGUAAGAAAAUUAAAGUGAAUUGAUAUUUUAAAUACUUUAUUCAUAGUUAAUAUUUUUUGGAAUAAUGUAUAAGGUAAAGUCGCCUAAAAAAAUCUUUUUUCACCGCUAUAGUGCUUAAAAGCCAAAUAUAAUCAAAAGGGUAAUUGUCUAAUUUUAAAAUCUAUCGUAAUCACUUUUAAAAAAAUAGCGAUUGUGAUAGCGGUUUAUGGAAUUAUAUAACUUAAAGGAGCAGUUGCUUUUAGUACUUAAGAUGAUUUUAAUGAUAAUAUAAUGAUAUAGACAAUUCAUUUCGCUUAUAAAGAUAUUUGUAACUAUCACUUAGACACAUCCGAUUAACGUAAAAUGGACGUUAUCGUUCAUACAAUAUCUUUCAAAAACGUCGCGAUCGCAAGCGCUAUCAAAUGUCAAAUUGUAGCGUGUAGUUCGUGAAUAUCUUCAAAUGUCAAAUUCAAAGUGAUUGUGAUUGAUUUUAAAAUUAAACAGGCUGAUUUUUUGGGUUCUGUACCCAAAAGGUAAAAGGCAACCCUUUUACUAAGACUUUGCUGUCUGUCUGUCUGUCACCAGGCUGUAACCUCAUAAACCGUGAAAGUAUUUCUGUUGGCGCUUCAACAAGAAAUAUUAAUUAUUUGGUAAUUAGAAAAUAUUUGGUAGAUACAAAAUAUUCAUAAAUAUGUCACAAACAAUGAUAUAAGGGCUCGGCUUAACACUGGAUUCUGGCGAAAUCCACAAGGGCAAUGCCAUUAAUCAUUAAUUAAAAAGAAGAAGAAAUUCAGACGAAAAGUUGACCUACACUGUAAGAUACUCUUGGUUUAUGCUAUCCUGGUACUGUAUGUCGUUAGUGGCUCGCGCGACGGGCAUAGGGUAUCGAGGUACCUAUAAUAUAUGCGGGCGAUGUCGUGGGCAAACAGCUAGUUUAAUUAUAUAUUAAAAUAAUUUUUUUAAACAUAUCACAAACAAAGAUAUAAGGAAGGGCUCCACUUGAUAUGUUGACCUACGCUGUAAGAUACUCCGGUUUAUGCUAGCCUGGUACUUUGUGUUGUUAGUGACUCACACGCCGGUCUCAGGGUAAGGAAGUACCUGUUUUAUAUCGUCAGUGACUGAGGUCCUGGGUUCGAUUCCCGGUCAGGUCAAUGUAGAAAAUAUUUUUUUCCAUAUUGUCUCGGGUCUGGGUGUUGUUGUGCCUUCCAUGAAUCAUAUCGAAAGGGUUAGCCACUUAUUUAGUUUAAGAUCUUAUUUAUGUAUGUGAUAUUGUAUAAUAUGUUACUUCAAAUCAUGCUUUGUUAAAGGAAAUUCAUGAUUAUUGUCUCCAUAAGUCUAAGAGGUUUUUGUAUUUAUUAAUGAUCAGUGGCUGUUAAUUGUGUCUGUUUAUUAUUAGUUUUUUUUAUUGUUUAGUGUUUAUAGAAUAAUAAAAAAAUGAUUAAUAUAGAAAGAUUUGACAAAGAUGUAUUAUCAUAAAUAGAUAAGGAAAGGAUGAAGAGUAUUAAAAUAAUUUUAUAGCAGUCUUCUAGAAAAUCUCCAUUAUUUUUCCUGUGCCGCAGUGACGCCAGACGCCAGACAGUUCAUUCAGAAGUUCAGUAUUAGUAUUGUAACUAUGCAACAGAGGGCGUUAUUAUUUAUUAAUUAAAUUUGUUCAUAAACGUUGACAAAUAGUUUUUUGGUUAUUUAACACAAUAGAGCUCCAAAAAGUUGCUCUUAUUAUUAUUUGGCUUCAAUAAUAAUGUCUAAUUCAGACAAAAUGUCAAAUAAAACAGUCAAAUAUCUCUAACCGUAAGAUGUUGGCCAAAUGAAUUGUUUUUUCUAUGACGUAUGUAUGGAUAGUAAAUUAAGAGUUAUAAGAUUAUAAUAAUGUUACCAGUGAUGUUAAGUUUUACAUUAAUAAGUCGUUGCUUAAUAAAGAAAUAACAACUGGACGUUUUGUUUUUUUAGUGUUUGUAGCACAGGAAAGUUGUUAUGGUGUAUAUCCUGGUAGUAGCGAUUAGGAAGUAUUUAAAAAACACAUAAGUUCUCGAAAUCAAACUAGAUGUCUCUACGGUACACAAAAUGGAAAUAAGGAUGACGACAAAUUCUUGUUGUUUUUCCUUUAUUUUGUAAUUUUUUUCAUAAAUAACUAGUCCCAAACAUCUCGGGAUUUCAGGCACCUAUUUACCUUUCAUAUAGCAUUGUGCAUUGAUCAAACGCAAAAUUAAUCAAAUAAAAUAAGGUUUUUUAAAAUUUCUUCAGUAAGUAUUGUUUGGAUAUAGUGUAACCAAUAACAAAAAAGAAAAAACAAAUCACUUUUUAUUAAAAUAAGUUAUCAUCUUCAUACCAUAUCAUCUUCAUCCAUAAUAGCCAACGCAUCUUUAGUAGCGAUUUUGUCGACGGACAGACCGUCAUUUGUGGUACCCCAAGUUUCAACUUUUAAAUUGGGUAUCAAUUUCUCCAAAUCAUCUUCCAUCUUUUGUUUCACCAUUUGAGAUUUAAUAUCAUCGUCCAACAAUUUAGUGUCGUUAAGAUAAGUCUCGAUUUCAAAAUCCGGGGUUUUUUUUUCAUAUGCAGUUGUAUGUGUUGUAACUUUAUCGAUAGCUUUAGUAGUUGCGUUAUUUGCUUCAUUACGUGUAACGAUAUCAUCUGUUGUAGAAUUUGUAGUUUGAGAACU